Molecule: messenger RNA, 1585 nt
Organism: Amoebophrya sp. A25
Lineage: Eukaryota; Dinophyceae; Syndiniales; Amoebophryaceae
Source: the annotation of a GenBank genome assembly
GCAGCACAAGGAGGUGCAGCAGAAGAUGCGGGCGUUCCAGCGAAUCCUCCAUUUCAUGGGAUGAGCUAUGGGUUUGGAGGAAGUGGGCCAGCUGGACCUCCUGGUGGAGGAAAUUUCGGACUUGGAGCUGCGUUUGCGGGUGGUGUGGGUGCCGGGAAUCUCUCUGGGGCAGCGUCAAAACUGGCCGCGAAAGUUCAGGCACUCGAGAAUAAAUGUCGCUCUAUCGAUGAGGAUGCGCGAAAACUGCUCAAGGGUUUAACGGAGAUGAAGAGAGCUAACUUAGUGCCUGCGGGAGCACAUGGUGGAGGUGCGACAAGUGCGAGCUCACCAAAUUUAAGGCUACCCUAAAAGUGUCGGAGACAGCUCGAAGUGGCUUGAAGGUGUGCCACUUCCCGACUUGGCGGCUUAAUGUGAGUCAAUCGGUGCACUUGAUCAAUUGAACAACGAGCCAAAGAGCUCGAAAGCCUUAGCAUCUUGAUGGUUCGCCGCAUUUACCUCACGGCUACACUAAAAGAAAAGCCAUCAGCCCAAUACAUAGACAUCUUGGGAGAUUGAUUCGUCUCAAUAAAAAAUCGAAAUCGCGAUGCUCUACUAUGCAAUAGCCGUAUCUUAUUUCUAACAAACACAGCAUCUCCGAGUGGAGGCGUGCCACCUGUAUUGGUCAUACCUGCUACUGGAAACAACAUUGACGGUCGUAGUGGAAGCCCGACCUCUGACCACGUGAACAGGCCGCCAUCACCUAACGGGUCUGGUGCGAGCAAUGUGGGAGCCAUAAAGAUCGGCAAUCAACACUAUCAGGCAGUUUCUUGAAGUUGUAGUAGGCAAUAAUCAUGUGAUUUUUACAUUUACAAUUUUUACAACUCACGAGCAGAUGUGGCAGAUGACUGCAAGUAGUUGUCGCUUCUAGUAGUUGUAUUUUUGUCUUUGUUAGCGAGGAAACUCAAAUAAGGCGCGAAAAAUAGAGAUUAAGAUUAACAUUGCGCAGAGUGUCAGUAACUAGAACUUCCGAUUUAUCAUUUGAAGAUGAACAACUUUGAAAUAGGGCUUCUUCAUCCUCAGAAGUUGCUUUCUUCCCUUUCUAACCUUAGAUAACAUUCAAAGAUCAUGAUGCUUCUCACGACGAUAUCUUGCAAGAAAUAGACUUAAAAAUAGACUUGUGGUGAAUCCUGAUGAACUGGGCUUUUUCCAGCAAUUGUGAACCUUUUUUGACAGAGUUUCAUUCAGCACUCAGCACUGGAAGCAGUUAGCUUGCAUUGAUUUUGAUUUUCGUUAGCAUGUAAGAGCUUUGCUGGUGCAAGUUGUAGUUUAUUCUGUCCUGGUCCUCCUGCUGCCAGUAGUUUGCCUUUGUGGUAUAAUAUUACGGAGCCUGUAGUUGUUGCAUUUUGUGAAUAAGUACUUAGUGUAGAAGUACUAGUAGUUGCUAGAAGCGCUAGCAGUAGUGCAUUUUUGUGAUAGCGCAAGACAAGUGUACGUAGGAGUGUGAUCUGCACUCCGAAAACAUGCAUUGAUUUUGCUUUUGAUUUUUGCAAGCAUUGCAACUUACUACAAAGACUAAGUAGAUUUCUGCUCAGACAAGAUGAAGAAG